Peromyscus leucopus (white-footed mouse) is the source of this 2128-nucleotide messenger RNA. It is a transcript of the gene Ogfod3, whose product is annotated as 2-oxoglutarate and iron dependent oxygenase domain containing 3. The coding region runs from base 193 to 972 and encodes 259 amino acids. The transcript has 9 exons. Lineage: Eukaryota; Metazoa; Chordata; Mammalia; Rodentia; Cricetidae. Gene Ontology annotation, molecular function: iron ion binding; L-ascorbic acid binding; oxidoreductase activity, acting on paired donors, with incorporation or reduction of molecular oxygen. The record is from RefSeq and is a predicted model, not a curated record. Gene Ontology annotation, cellular component: membrane.
GGGGGUGGGGCGUGGUCAUGACAAGACCGGGCGUCUGACCCGAGGUAUAGGUGUGACUGUGACCGGGUCAGCGCCUGGCAGAGCACCAAGAAGGACCGGCUGCCUCAGGAGGCACAGAGGUCAUGGCUAAGGACUGUGGUCUUUGGAGUUGGCCUUGCUCUGAUCACAUUCCUGUUCUGGAGUAGUCUGGGGAUGGAUGAUGAUGUUGCUGAAGUCUUGGCCCAUCAUGGUGAGGUCCUGGAAGGCAGGUUCAUUGAGGUUCCCUGCUCUGAGGACUAUGAUGGUCACCGGAGAUUUGAAGGCUGUACUCCCAGGAAGUGUGGCAGAGGUGUCACUGACAUGGUGAUUACCAGGGAGGAGGCGGAGCAGAUUCGCAGAAUAGCAGAGAAGGGACUCUCUCUAGGCGGAUCAGAUGGAGGGGCAUCUAUACUGGACUUGCACUCUGGGGCCCUGUCUGUUGGGAAGCAUUUUGUGAACCUGUACAGAUACUUUGGGGAUAAAGUACAAAAUAUCUUCUCUGAGGAGGACUUCCAGUUAUAUAGGGAUGUGCGGCAGAAGGUCCAGCUCACCAUUGCUGAAGCCUUUGGCAUCAGCUCAUCCUUGUUGUAUCUGACAAAGCCCACAUUCUUCUCCCGAAUAAAUAGCACAGAAGCCCAGACAGCUCAUGAUGAGUAUUGGCAUGCACAUGUGGACAAGGUGACCUACGGCUCUUUUGACUACACUUCACUGCUUUACCUCUCGGAUUACUUAGAGGACUUCGGUGGAGGGCGCUUUGUGUUCAUGGAGGAAGGGUCCAACAAGACAGUGGAGCCCAGAGCUGGUAGGACACAGCCUGGUCGAGUCUCAUUCUUUACCUCAGGCUCUGAGAACCUGCACCGGGUGGAGAAGGUCCUCUGGGGCACCCGCUAUGCCCUCACCAUUGCUUUUACCUGCAACCCUGACCAUGGCAUCAAGGAUCCAGUACUCACGUAACGAGCUAGGUUGUGUCCUGAGGACCAUGUCUGGAAGCCUGUGGGUGGCACCCUAGUGUUGGGACACAGCCCUGUCGAUGAAGACACGCCCAGGCCAGGCUGAACGUGUGCUCACACACACUCCCCCAUUUCAGCCCAUCGCUGCACAGAGUGCCUUAUGAAUUAGCCUGAAUUUUGAUUUGCUGGUGUUUUAAUAUUUUCAUCUGUGAGUAAAUCAAGGAAGGAGCCUUUCACCUGAUAGCUCUGAGUGUGUGGGAUGCCCGCCAUGGCUGGCAGGCCUCAUUCCUCAGGAGGGAUCCCCAUGUAGGGAAGAAACACCCAUGUGUUAUUGGAGCUAGACAUCUUGCCCCAGCCCACAUAGCCCACUGAAGGUAUUCAGUUCUAGAAUAGACCAGGCAAAAAGGAGGGGACAUAGGAACGGAAAUGGUGGCACUUUGGAGAAGGCUCCAGUAGUUGGUGUCUCUGGGAACCUGAGAAAUUUCAUGGGUGAAGGAUAAAUCUGUGCAUUUAAGGAGGAGAUGGACAUUGUGUGACUGGGUGACUAAGUCUAUACCUGAGAACAAGUCCAAGUAUGUCCCUGCCAAGGAGGGUCUCAUCAUCCCUGUGCCCAGCAUGAGGCACAGUGUGUUUGUCUCCUCAUUCUGGUGCCAUCUCUUUUCCCAUCAGCAACAGUCAGAAGAACUAGGAAUAAACGUGCCAUGGGGAGGCCUGGGCCCCAGGGGCAACUCCAGCUUGAUCAAUCCAGGUCAAGCAUGGGCCACAGUUGCUCCCUGAAGCCACAUCCCCUGACCCCUCCCCCAUGCACACAUGUAAAUAGAGUCCCAAGAAUGUCCCCAAGAAACAGACUCAUCUGGCCAUCUUGAUAUAACAUCCUGGGAAGAGCAGCUGGGACAUCCCUCUUCUGUCCAGGAAGCAUGGCACAUGGCCAUGCACCCCUGAAGUAGGUGGCCCUGGUGUUGAAAUUACCCCCACAGCCCAUAUGCCUCCAGUGGUUGUUCAAGACAGCUUAGGCAUAUCAGGCCUUUGAGCUGACCUGCAGCAUGAUUAAAAAUAAAGGGGCGGGGGGGGGGGUGCUCCUAGACCCUGGGAAUGAGUAGAUGUGAGGCCAAUGAAGGUAUGAGGAGAUCUCAAAUAGAGGAGCCUGGAUCUGCAUUGUA